UUGAAGUUUAAUCAAAUUAAGCGACGUUUCAUGCGUGCCAACCUAGUGGCUCACGUUGGUAGCUUUGCAGUCGAUGACGUCAUUGUGAAGUUCUGAAAUUGAAAUCAAUAAGUGGUGUGCAAUGUUGUGUGCACAUGACAGUCGGAGCGAAAUGGUGAUUAUGUCAAAACAUUCUGUCAGAGCGUCUUGUUUUUCCUUGAUAGGAACGAAAGUGUGAAUGUUUAUAGAGAAGAUGGCGCGGAACACGAAGAAAAAGCUGGCGAUAUUCGCCGGAACGUCGAAGUGCUUGAUAUAUGCAGAAGCAAAAUAUUGUGCCACUGAAAUGCCUGGAGAAAUAAAAUACUACGAGUGUUCUAGAACAGAAUAUUGUUGUGGUAUUGGUUGUUGCGUAUCACCCGGACUGCAUUUCCAUCACUUAUGGUAUUACUGGGUACUGGUUGUAAUCAUGUUCCUGGUAUGUUCCGGUGGUGGUUGGUGGUAUCGAUAUUGGUUGCAAGGAAGGUAUAGAGCGGCUGCAUCGGCCAUACCUACCAGAACUUCCAACACUCGAGUACAAAAUUCUCUUCGGGGGCCGACUUGUCAGGUUCAAAGGGCUCGCAUUACUUACAAUUCAGCGAGAAAUACAGUGUUGCUGCAUCGUAUGUGGAAAGGUCCUCAAAGGAACGGAGCAGUACCAGCUUACAACGGUAACGCGACUACAUCAACGCAUUACCAGAACAUGAACGUCGUGUUGAACGACGCGAACUGUCCUUACUACCAAUUGUAUGGUCCACCUCCGAGCUACGAAACUGUGAUAGCCCAAACACGCGGUAAGAUAUCGAAUCCGGCCUCGCCGGAGUCGUCGGGCGCGCGAACCAACGCGCAAUCGCCGAGCGUUCUGCCAAACACGAGCGUGCCACAAUGUUUUUCGUACGCGUGUAAUCCUUCCACGAGACUGAACGGCGGUCUGGACCAAAACACGCAAUACCAGAAUGGAAACGCGAGCCCACGGCAGCUCGAUAAUCCGGACGCUGUUCCGUUCACGCCUUUCCCGUACUGCGUCGCGGAUGGACUGAACAGACAGAACGUGUGUGUUCCUUUCGACUACCAGGAACAACCUUUCGUUCCUGGUGACGGUUUUAGCCGUGUUUAUCAAGGCACUUCGACGAACUAUGUUCCGUAUCCGAUGGUGAACAUUGAUUGUACAGCGGGUAGUAGUAGAGACCAGAGCCUUUGGGAGACGAGCGAUCGAUCGAUCUCCAAGGUCUACGGUAAAGCGGAGAAGAAAGGCGCGAGCAAAAGGGUCGAGAAAAGUUGGGGAGAGCAACGGCGAAUCGCGAGGGAAACAGCGACAGGGGUUUCCUCGAUUCUCGAGACGGACGAAAGUCACAUGGACGAUUCGAAAUCUACCGUAAACUCGUCGGAAGAUUUCGAGUCCGAGUUCACGAAGGGCCGUCGAGUGUACGGGGGGUCUUUAAAGGCGACCGGUAAAUACGCCGGUAACGCGAAAGGCGAUGAAUACUCCGUCGAGAGGGCAUUCUCGAAAACUUUGCCUCAUUCUUGCGAGGGUCUUAUCAAUACAGAACCAGCGACAGCAAUCACAAGCGCGUCCCGUAACGCGAGUCCUUUAGAAGACAUGGCUAACGCUAGCGCAAGUUCUUUUCAAUCAAAUCCAUCCAGCAAUGUGAUAUUAGAGUCUUUCGUUUUCGACGGCGCGUCGUCCUCGACGGAGAACGUCGAGAACGCGGAGGAGCGUCGUUCCCGUCUCACGAAUGCCAGUACAAAUUCUGACCUUGAAAGUAACCAUAGAUUAGACAGAUCGAAAUCGUUGGACUGAGCGUCGGGC
Messenger RNA from Colletes gigas, 1825 nucleotides. RefSeq lists its product as uncharacterized. Bases 218 to 1816 code for a protein of 532 amino acids. NCBI's taxonomy places the organism in Eukaryota, Metazoa, Arthropoda, Insecta, Hymenoptera, Colletidae. The transcript is spliced from 5 exons. The record is from RefSeq and is a predicted model, not a curated record.